Molecule: messenger RNA, 987 nt
Organism: Penicillium longicatenatum
Lineage: Eukaryota; Fungi; Ascomycota; Eurotiomycetes; Eurotiales; Aspergillaceae
Product: glycoside hydrolase family 43 protein
Exons: 2
Coding region: 1-987 (328 amino acids)
Biological process (GO): carbohydrate metabolic process
Molecular function (GO): hydrolase activity, hydrolyzing O-glycosyl compounds
Source: RefSeq, a predicted model, not a curated record
AUGCGCUUCUCUCCAUCCAAAUGGGUGUCUCUCACCCUAGCACUGUUGUCACCCGCUAUCGGCUCGCCAAUGAUCCACAAGCGAGGGAACAGUAUUCACAUGGGUCUAAACACAGACUUUCCGGACCCAAGUUUCCUCAAAGCCUCAGAUGGAAAGUGGUACGCCUUUGGCACAAACGGAAACGGCAAACGUAUCCAAAUAGCCAGUUCUUCCGACUUCAACACAUGGACUCUGCUCGACAUCGAAGCCCUUCCCACAUUAUCAACCUGGGAAACCGACAAAGAUCACUACGCACCUGAUGUAAUUCAACGCGACGAUGGAAAAUACGUGAUGUACUACUCUGGUGAAGCCAAAUCAGAUAUAAACCACCAUUGUAUCGGAACUGCUAUUGCAGAGAACCCAACGGGACCAUACGUACCCAGUAAUACACCACUGUCGUGCCGACUAGACAAAGGCGGCUCAAUUGAUCCAUCUGGAUUCCUCGACUCAGAUGGAACUCGGUACGUGCUAUUCAAAGUUGACGGCAACAGCGUUGGACAUGGCGGGGACUGCAACAACGGGGUCGAGCCACUCGUCUCAACACCGAUCAUGCUGCAAAAGCUACAGGCUGAUGGUGUCACGCCUAUCGGAGACGCAGUGCAAAUCCUCGAUCGGAGUACAGCGGAUAAUGAUGGGCCGCUUGUUGAGGCGCCGAGUCUUGUACUUCAUCAGGGCACUUAUUUCCUGUUUUACUCUACCCAUUGUUAUACUGAUCCUGCAUAUGAUGUGCGCUGGGCUACUGCGAGUAGUAUUGUCGGGCCAUACCAGAAAGCAAAUAUUCAGUUGAUGAAGACGGGGGAGGAUGGGUUGACGUCACCGGGAGGUGCAACGGCUUGUGGAUGUGGGGAUCGAAUGCUGUUGCACGGGUGGUGUGAUUCUGCAAAGACAAAAAGGUGCAUGUAUGUAGCAGAUAUGAGGCUUACUGAACAGGCUGCCAUCAUUGGUUAA